Linum trigynum is the source of this 3124-nucleotide messenger RNA. Lineage: Eukaryota; Viridiplantae; Streptophyta; Magnoliopsida; Malpighiales; Linaceae. The record is from the annotation of a GenBank genome assembly.
AAAACAUAAACUUAAUAUUUCAUGAACUAAACACAUAUCUAAACACAUUGUUAUUGGCAGUUUCACCAAAUGCGGAAUUUACACUUUCUUUUCGCAUGUUCAUAGUCCUAAUAAAUCUCCAAGAAACUAACCAAUCAAUGAAUUAAACCACAUAGGACAAAAGAAUCACAUGUAUUACGAAUAGUGAAAAAGUAAUAUGAAACCAUAAUUGAGAAAAGAGCAAAUUCAUAGGAUUGACCACUUCAAUGACAUUUAAAUAAGCAAUUUCUCUCUCGUCACAUGAUAACCAACAGUUCAACAAUUACAUUACAGUUUCACCUUUUGUAGGCAUAAUUGUAGACCUAACAACUUUCCUCGAUUUUAACUCCACCAUACAACUUUUUAAAGUUGCAAACUCGAAUCUCGUUUAGAAAUAAAAAGUUCAUCCAAAACCACAAAAAGUUCGAUAAUAAUUGAAAACAAAAAGGAUCCCAAAAAUAAAGUUGAUAGAAUAUGAACAUACAAGAUGAUCAACGACCAUGGGCUGAUGUAUGUCCAGAUCUCUUGAAUUCCAUCUACAACAGACUCUCGUCCCAUGUUGACGGUACUCACUUUAGCGGCGUAUGCAAUAACUGGCACCGGGUUCACUCUCACAUCGCUCUUUACAAUCCCCGACCAUUUUUUAUUAAAAAUGGACAGUUUUCCAGCUCGGACGUCUUCCAAGUGCGGGAGGGUAAUCAACUAGUCCUCCAACGACGCCGUGAAUCUCAAAUCCCGUAUUGCCUUGCAAAUGUAGACAUAAGAAUCCUAGGGAUGGCUGGUGCGUGGUUGCUUGUAAAAGUGCGUGACGUUGGUUUGGGCUGGUACAAUCCUCUACUUCGAAGUCCAGCAAACUACAUUGGUCUUCCCAUCCCGAGUUGGCAUUUUUCUACCUACGACUACCCUUACGGACCAGACACAGUGCUCAAAUUUGCUUUCUCAGCGCUACCCACUGCUCAGGACUCAACGAUCCUCGUGGUGUAUGGUGACCGCUAUCUAUGCAUGUUCCGUCGUGAAAACAAUGGUAAAUUUGAGCAAAAAACAUAUGAUUUCUCCUUGGGUGGGAAAAAAGGACAAACAUGCCUUGGCGUGGGCUACAAAGAUGGUAGAUUCUUCUGUUUAUUUGAAAUGGGAGAUAUGUUGAUUUUCAGCAUCGACGAGAAUGAGGCCAGGAUGUUGUUGGCAGCGACUAAGCCCCUACUCCCAGAACAAAUCCAACAAUGGGACUAUUUGUGUGUUGUGGCAGUGGUGGUGGCGAAAAAGGCCACGACGGCAAAUGAUCGAUACCAUGAGGUAGAAGAGAUGAUAGGGUUUAGGCUAGUCACUCAUUGGGAGCGAGAUCGUGAAGGGAGUUUCAUGCUAGUCACAUUGGAGGAAGAGAAUAACGAUGGUAAUGACAUGGAGGCCAACAAUGAAACAACAGGAGUGAUUUUAGUGAAGGAUCGGUUGCCAUUGAAGAGGAAUUUUGACAUAUAUUAUAUGAAAAUACUGUGUGCUCUUUUUUGCAUGCUUUUAACUUCUUUUAUUGUUGGGAUUGUCUUGUUCUUCCGAACUUAGAGUAAUGAAGUGUUGAAUAAAAUUAGUGUUGAUGAUAGGUGUAUUGGCAUUGUUUUAACUUUUAGGGCUAAUUCUUCCAAUGGAACACCGGAACGAACUAUGACUAAAAGGCCACUUGUUAAUAUUUUACCCAGCCAUUUUUUUCCUAGUGGCGGAGAUCUCUUAUUCCCCAGAAGCAGAGCCACAUUCAAAAGCUCUCUUGUGUAAGUCAAUUCUCCGUGCAUGGCAAGUGUUGCUAACUUGCUGAUAGUUGUCCAUCGUUUGUCAAAUUUGAUCAGUAUCUUACAAUUUAAUUAAUACUUAAAAGUUUGAUGAAUUGAGAUGAUUUCAGAUUUGGGGUCAUGAAAAGCAUUCCCAUGAUGUUAAGAGAAAAGGAAUUAGGUGCUACUAUUUGUACGAAGUAGUUUAACUAGCUUGUUGUCCGACCCGUUGGUCGGAAUGUCAUUUGAGUACAAUGUAUUUUUAUGUGUAUUUAAAAUUUUAUAUUAUUUUAAAUGUUGAAUUUCGUAUGAUAUUAAGGUGACAUCGAAAUUAUUUUUCCAAUUUCAAAAUUCUUAUAACUUUUUAUCAAUGAUAAACAUUGGAAUCUUAAUGGUUAUAAUCAAAGUUGUGAAACCGGUUUAAGACGUUGAGUCGAUCAAGCAAGUAGUUUGACUGAGAUCCAACAUGUUUGAGCUGUUUUACACCUUAUCUAUAUAUAUAUAUAUAUAUAUAUAUAUAUAUAUAUAUAUAUGGAUAUAUAUAUAUAUAAAAGAGAUAGAAAUUUAGUGACUGAAAUGGAAAAUUCUAACUUGUAUCUAUUCAAAACUCAAAUUUCAUAAAAAAAUACCUAUCUCAAGAGUCAAGAUCCACCUACCAUCUCUUUGCCUCUCUAUUCUUGUCCCUCUAUAACAAUAAGACCUUUGGUUUGUAGAGCCCGUUUUGGAGCACGACUUUGGUCGGACCUAGUACAACUAGCGGUCCGGUAGAGGUGUAAAAAUCUUGAUUAUAACACUCGUGAAUAAUCACCCAUAACUUGUUUGUUUAAUGAUGUAGUCACUUAGUUGCCUAUGGUGGAAAAGAAAAUUGACAUAACAAUAAAAGAGUUUGUCUGAAAAAGCGUAGCAUAAAUAGGAAACUCAUGAUCAUAACCUUUAGUCAAUAUUUAUUUCUUUUGUUUGAAAAACAAUAUAUAAAUAGCAAUAUCUAAACCUUAAAGUAUUUUACACAAUACAAUAACAAAAUUAGUAAGAAAAUAACAUUUUCCAUCCAUACUCUAUGCAAUGAAAAAAAUAUUUAUCAACCAACAUACUUUAAAUUUAGUUGAAGGCCAAAUUUAUUCACUCAACAAAAAAAUUAAACCUAUCUUGUGGUACCGACCUUCUUAAUGCACAUAAUCACAUCAAUGCGUCCAUGAAAACUCCAGCCCGACUUUCAGGUUUGUCUUACACCCCGGUUAUUUCAUAUUAAACUAAGUAACUAUGAAUGAUGCAUAUAGUCAAUUACCCUAUAAGAUAAAAGAUUGAAAUCAUAUAGAAAAAUUGGUAUUUAAGAAAUUAUGUUCUUUUAA